CUCGAACGACAUCAAGCCGUAAUUAUCAGCCAGCUAGUCAUACUCAAACCAGACAACAAGCCAUGCCUUCGCCGGCCACCAUCGCCACCCUUCGGCGCCUCGAGAUAAUCGCCUUCCCGCCCGCCUUCAUCCUCCUCGUAGCCCACGGCAUUGCCUCCCAGUUCGCCUUCCCCGCUCUGGGACUCCUCCCUUUGGCCGCUUCGGGCAUUCUAGCAGCUUUCAUUCUUAACCGCGACGUCGUGGCCGCCAUCGGCUCCCCGAUCCAGUCACUCUCCGAGUCCAAUAUCUUCUGGGCCGACUGCCUCCUCGCCGUGCUCCACCUAUCCUUCCUCAUUCCGAGCUGGGCCCUCUUGGCCCGUGCCUGGCCCGACCCUGUCAUCGUGCUGGGGACUUACUGCACCGUCUUCAUGAUGUUUGACCUCGGCGUUCAUCUUUUCAUUGCUCUACCCCAGGCUGUUCAUAUUCUCAUCAGUCAGAGCUGCAGCUGCCCCCACUGCCGAUCCGUCGCCAAGGCCGGCUACUUCUCCUCAACCGUUUCCGAGUACACGCCUCUCAGCGACGCUGAUGAACCCGAGAUCGUUGCUCGCGAUCUUGAGGAGGGCGGAGACGCUCGUAUCUGAGAGGGCGUAGUCGAGACAUGCAGCAGCCCACGGCCAUCCUCCGACAGAAACCAGCCUCUGUCAGGACAGAGCCCGAACGUAGGAAGGGGAGGUAUGCGGACAUGAUAUUAUAUGAUAGACAAUGAACUGGGAACGGUUUUGAGGCGUUAGAAAUUUGUUACAGAUUGAAUGACAAGGUAUUUUCGUCG
Molecule: messenger RNA, 808 nt
Organism: Colletotrichum destructivum
Lineage: Eukaryota; Fungi; Ascomycota; Sordariomycetes; Glomerellales; Glomerellaceae
Exons: 2
Coding region: 63-620 (185 amino acids)
Source: RefSeq, a predicted model, not a curated record